Molecule: messenger RNA, 911 nt
Organism: Daphnia pulicaria
Lineage: Eukaryota; Metazoa; Arthropoda; Branchiopoda; Diplostraca; Daphniidae
Exons: 3
Coding region: 1-723 (240 amino acids)
Source: RefSeq, a predicted model, not a curated record
AUGUCCGCCGUCCGUCCUACCUUGAUCGUACUGCUGUUGGCUCUGCUGGCCGUCGAGAUUCCGGCCCUGGUUGUCCAGCCGGAAGAUGAAAUCAUCAGUCCCACUCCGGUUCUACGCCAGGCUCGCCAGCAAUCCACCCUCACCCUCACCAUCCUCAAAACGACGACCAUUUCUUCCGUUCUGACGACCACCAUCACGACCAAGAAAACCUGCGGCAUUUUGGCAUCGGUUUCUGAAGGAUCGGUCAAUCCGGGCGGAAUUACAACAUUUACCACAGCACCAGCUGCGGUUUGCAGGAGAAAACGUCAAAUUUGGGAUCAACCGGUUUUUGUCGCCCUGAAAAAUGAAGAUCCCAACUUGCAAUAUUACCGACUCACUCCUAGCCAAGUUUUGAGUUUCGAGCCGACCGCAUUGCCUCAAUUCCGCAAUUCCGCUAAUAACAAGAUCCCGGGUAACAUGAAAUAUUUGAUCAAGGAUUUGCCGGAGGCUAUCGAGCCAUCGUUCGACAGAGCGGGGUCUGGCCUCCGCGUCAGCGCUAAGCUGUUUGGCGGCGGAAUUAACAGCCUCAUCUCAUCCAUCGUGUCCAACAUUUUGGUGUCUACAACUACCACGACGACGUUCGUUACCGUUUACACCUCCACGUCGGCCACCACGACCUACACCGGCACAGCCAGCUUCUACGUCGUCGGAGCUUGUUAUCCGGCCGGAUUGACCACUUGUUAGAAAUGAAAACAGCGAACACAAAUCACCAUUCUUAACGGUUAUUAUUUACAUAAUUAAAAUGUCUUUUACCGUGUUGCAAGAUAACUAUUUAUCGGGAUAGCUUGUUUUAGAAUAAUGCUUUUGUAUUACUGUUAUUAGUUUUAUUUAAUUGCAUGUAUUUCAAACGUAAUACAAGAAUUCCAGCACUA